GUCAUCGUCUCCCGCCGUGCUGCUGCUGAGCCUUCGACGUUCGCUGUGGAUGAAAAAAAAAAUAUAUAUAUUCCUCUUUGCUUCAGCCAAAAGACGCAUGAUUUAGGAAGGGAAAUACGCGAAGCCUGAGUCCGAGUCGUGUCUUCUGUGAACCUGGCAGAACCACCGAGGACCGGCACCAAGGCCGAGAUGAGCAAAAGAACCGGAUGAUUUUGGCUCCGCGGACCCUGAGAUCACUUCCCUGCAGCAGAAAGUUCUCCCACAGCAAAGGAUACGUGGCAUUUUUUUUGUCUUAACAAAGACACUCGAGGAAAAAGAGCAGGCACGUAAAAGAGGAAACAGACUCACCAUCAUUCCGAGAUCCCCUCCAUUUGAAGCACUCACAGCUGAAGUCUACAGACAGAGAGUAUGAGGACAAGCUGUGUCACCCCACAUCGCAGCCCAACAAGAUAUGACUUCACAUGGGUCCCGUGCUAAUCACCAUGACGACCAUAAAGCUGUGACUGUUACUGUGAAGCCGUCGCCCCUUUCCAACACCUGACCCCAGACCCUCCUCCUCUUUGGAAAUCCUUCCUAUCAGCCUGUGCUGCUUCCCUCUCUCCUGCAAACUCAAUCUUUACCUUUACCUGCCCGCCCCCACUUCUCUCCCCUUAAUAAUCACGGAUUCCUGUUCUUUCUUCUUCUUUACUUCGGCAUCAUGCAAGGUGCUUCUACCACCCCCAUUCUGCUUAUUCUUCCCUCCCUCCUAUUCUUCUCCUACUUGCCCAACAUGGCCAGCGGAGACUGCUGGCUCAUUGAGGGGGACAAAGGCUACGUGUGGCUGGCUAUCUGCAGUCAGAACCAGCCGCCUUACGAGACCAUCCCACAGCACAUCAACAACACGGUCCACGACUUGAGACUGAAUGAGAACAAGCUGAAAGCUGUGCUCUUCAGCUCCAUGUACCGCUUCACCAAUCUGACCGACCUCAACCUGACCAAGAACGAAAUCAGCUACAUUGAGGAUGGAACCUUCGCAGGACAAGCCAACCUACAGGUUUUACAGUUGGGCUACAACAAGUUGACAAACUUAACUGAGGGCAUGAUGAGAGGCCUGGGCCGCAUGCAAUGCCUCUUCCUCCAGCACAACCUCAUUGAGGUAAUUUCCAGCAAUGCAUUCUGGGAGUGCCCUAGCCUAAGCAGCAUUGACCUGUCGUCCAACAAACUUGCCCGCAUUGAUCCAUCCACUUUCACUGUUCUAAUGCGCCUAAUGGUGUGUGAGCUGGCAGCAAAUCCAUUCCACUGUGGAUGCGAUCUUUACAGCUUCCUAACCUGGUUGGAAUCCUUCAACAACGUCACACACACCUAUGACCGUCUCCAGUGUGAGACACCGAGAGAGAUGCUUGGCUACCCCUUACUUAGUCCUAUAGCUGCUGGCCAUGCUGGUCGAAAUGCCAAAAACAUAUUGAACCAUCACUGCCGGGAUGGAGUUAUGAUUCCAGGGAUGACCUCUCUCCCACCAGAUAUGGAUGGUUCUUCCGGGAUGGGGCCAGAGAUGUUUGGUGGUGCCGGGCCGUACCACCAGCCCACCACCUCUUCAUCAUCUACUGAACUCAGUGUUCCCAGUAUCAAGCUCCAUCAUGUCUCUUUGUCAUCAGCUUCUCUCCUUGUGCAGAUUCCAAGGCCCUACAGCAAAAUGUAUAUUCUGACCCAAUACAACCAGACAUUCGUGUCUGAUGUCAUGAAUUUGAAGAACAAGAAGGAGAUGAUUACCCUCAACAAGCUCAAGCCGCACAACAAUUACACAUUUUGUGUAGGAUCCAUUCGCAACUCUCAACGUUAUAACCACACCUGCCUCCAGUUUUCCACUCGGGCUCAAAAUCAAGACGACAUGCUCCCCACACCUUCCACCACCACUCACUACAUAAUGACUAUUGUGGGCUGCCUUUUUGGCAUGCUCAUUGUUUUAGGCUUUGUCUAUUAUUGUCUGCGUAAGAAGCGGAGGCAUGAUGAGAAGAAGAAGUCGAUCUGUGUCAAGAAAACAAUACUGGAAAUGCGCUAUGGACCCGAGGUGGCAGCAGCAGUGGGAAACGAUCCAUCGGCAGUCCAUAAGCUCCAGGAGCAGUCCAGAGAACAUCACCAGUAUCAGCAUCACCACGGGGGCAAACUUCCCAUGUCCACAUCCUCCAGCUCAGGAAUGCUCCACUCAGCCAACACCAGUUCCUCCAGACUUUCCUGUAUCCCACAAGUGGAAAAGAUGGCCACUGCCUUUUCAGAGGCCAUGGCUACAAGUAAAGGAAACUAUAUGGAUGUCAGAACUGGAGGGGUAGGAGAUGGUGGGCAUGGAGGGAUGAGGGGGGAAGACUUGAGGGACGAUGAUGGAACUGAUGUUGGGGAUGACUCCGAUGAUGACGGCCAUGGCUCUGCAUCAGAGAUAUCCACCAUUGCGAUGGAGGUAGACAAGGUUAACCAGAUUAUCAACAACUGCAUUGAUGCACUGAAAUUAGACGCAGCAGUUGCUGCUUCUGGGGCCUCUACUAACCCUACAGCCUCCUCCAAUCCCACCUCUCCUCCCCCCACCAGUGCAUCCGCCCUUACUCGUGGCUUAAUCCCACUCUCCCAAGGGGUUACAGAGACUUGCCAAGUCAUAGCUCCUAACAAAAUACCCCCACCACCUCCACUACCUGCCUUGAAUGCCCCUCUCUCUGAGCGCCCAGGGAUCAGUGGUGGUGGCUUUGUCAUCAGUCCCCCCUACAGGCCCCCUCCUCCAGCCACUGCUGUACGUCCAAUUCAGCGACAAAUGAGUGCAGAUGCAGCUGUGGUUAUUGUGAAUGCUGUCAAGAAACAGUGCAGCACCACCUCUUGUAGUUCCAUGGGUCGGGACAGGGACCGUGGAGGAGCGAGGGUGUACAGCCUGGAUGUUCCUGAACCUAGGAGUCCAGAUGCAUGUAAUCAACAACAGCAGCAGUACCAAGACAGGGCCAGUCCCUUGGGAUGUGGGGAGCCCCUAGAGCGCCUGCCUUUAGUGGGGAGUGGGAGCUGUGGUGGAGGGGGUGGCGGUGGUUGCGACAGUGGUGGUGUUGGUGCCCAUCAUCAGGACAGUCAAAAGCCGCACCAUUACCAUCAACAGCAGCAAAUGCAACAGCAGCAGCAGCAGCAACAACAGCAGCAGCAGCAGCAGCAGCAGCAGCAGCAGCUGGAGGUGCAGCAGGACUACCACUGCUCGGAGCACCGCCACUCUGUCCCAGCUCUCUACUAUGAAGGCUCCCACCAGGGCUCCCCAGCUCAGAGGGUGUCAUUCCUAAAGCCUCUGACGCGUUCAAGGAGGGAUGCAGCAUCCUACUCCCAGCUUUCGCCUGCCCGCAACCAUUCCAGUUACUCUGGCUAUUCCUCCAGCCCAGAGUACUCCUCAGAGAGCUCACUGCGCAUCUGGGAGCGCUUCCGUCCCUACCGGAAAGGCCAGCGUGAUGAGGCCUGUUAUGUGACAGCCGGAAAUGCCCUUCGAAAAAAGGUGCAGUUCGCCAAAGGCGAGGACCUGCAUGACAUCCUUGAUUAUUGGAAAGGUGUGUCAGCACAGCAGAAGCUGUGACUGUGGGACCAAAGCAUUGUGGGAAAAAGAGUUUGAAUACUUCUUUUCCUGAAAGGCCUGUGGGCUAAAGAAACCAUUUGAAGUUCACGGGGAGUUAAAUGUACAACAAAAUUUUGCCUUUGGGUUAUUUUGGCAUGCUCGGUGUAUAGAAUAUUGUGCUAAAGCAAGGACUGUGAAACUGUGCCUGGGAUACAAGAGUAAUUAUGGUGUUUUAUUUCACACUUCGCUGUAGCCCCAUUUCUGAGUCAUUUUCAUUUAGUUUUUGUGGGUUUUAUUUACAGCACAGGGAGCAACUGCCAACUGUGGGAUUCAUACUGUUUGAGUGAUCUUAUUUUGUGACCUAUGAACCGUCUUCAUCAGUGCCAUGUUUUCAUCUAUGGGUAAUCACUGAAGGUAAAUGUUGAUACCCUUCACUUCAAGAGGUUUUUUUCAUAUAAUCUGCAGUGAGGUACUUGGGUUUGUUUGGGCUUCUUCGUGGAAGUAGAUUAUAAUGGAGUUGAAAUCCUGUCCGUCUCUCUUCCAUGAGAUCUGUCCUGCAGCUGACAUAUUUGCAUUUCAAUAGCAUUUGUCACAUAGAAAGAAAGGAGACAUCCGAAAGAAAUAAACAAAUAAACCAUGAAAGGAGAGUCAGGUGGGCUCCAAAUUCCUGCAGCGUAAGGAAAUCAUGAGAGAGAGCCUUCGCCUAAAAUAGUGCUUUGAUUGCACCCUGAGGUGUUGAGCACAUCUUUCCAACUAACAGUCUUGCAUAGUUUAUUGAGCGAUGUAAAGAAUGUUGUUCCACAGAUGUCCCAAACUGCCCUAAACCAAGAAUUAUUUUAAUUUGAAGUACUGAUCGCAAAAUAAUGUCCCCUGUUAUGAAGUUAAUUAUGUGCUACUGACCUGUGUACAACAGGGAUGGAGAGAACUUGAAAGCGAGAGGGUGAAUAAAAGCAGAUGAUAUCAAUUAUUUCCUGCAGCCACUGUGAAUGUAAGUAGAUUACAAGCAGGUUACGGGGGAAAUCUCUUUUGCACCACAUUGCGUUCCAAAUCAUUUCUCUAACGUUUAACGUGAACGAGGCGCAGAGGGAAAGGACGCAUCUAAUUACUGCCAACAUGUCUGUUCUGGAAAUUAAUAUUCUUGUCUAUUGAUAACUUAAUUAGCCAACUAGUGACAGGCACGUUUGCUUGCACUUUAUGCCUCAUGAUUGUGUGUGGCUGUGUGGUGCACAGUGGUCAGUAUAAGUGGGUGUUGGCAUGCCUUGUCAGAUUAUAUUGUAUAUGCCCAAAUUGACUUAAAUUGAUAGUUGUAAUUAUCUUGCCCAGCAGUGGCUGGUUGUCUCAACAAUACUAGAUUAUUAAUGGCAUGGACAAAUGUACAAAUAUCAACAGUGUUCAAUGUAUUUUCCCACACGUGCAUCACACGGCGCUCAGAUAUUCGUAGCAUAGUGCCUCUUGCCAACACGGCCAUGAUCUAAUCUCCAUUCGCCGUCAUCCACCUGGCCUUUUCUAUUCUAUUGUGAUUUAGCAAAAAUAUGAUCGUGUCAUUGCCAGGCAUUUUUGGACAAAAAAGCAUCCUGCUCACCCAAAGUGCUGCGUACCCGUUAAAAGAACCAUGCAUCAUCAGCCAACAUACACAAUCUGAGACAUCCUACCCUGAAAAUGUGAAAACUGAAUCCUCAUCGCGUCAUUCACUGCUUCAUUUAAGAGAAACAGCAGCAUAGUGAAAAGUUUAAUUUCAGGAAUGUUUUUAUCUAUUUUUUUUUUUCUAUCCUGUUUUGAUUAUUGUGACAGUGUUCAUUUGGCCCAUGUUACCUGGAUGUAUAGGAUCGGGAUGAGCAGGAUACUGAACACAACCUGCUCUGUGCUACUAAAUGAUACAUGUUAGAAAUUUUCUUUCUUAUAGGCAGAAUUCGGGUCUGGACGACAUUUUACAUUUCUCAUUUCUUCUUCUUUUUUUUUCUACAUCUUCUCAAUAAAUGCGGGUUGAACAGGGAUAAAUAUGCACAUGUUAAAGGGAGGUGUGUACUGAUAUCUACAUAUUGAUCUGUGUAUUUCUUCCCUCCUGUUUGUUUUCAGGCCACAUUUAUCGCUCUCUUUUUUCCCCCCUGUUUUAUUAAGAUGUGUGCAUACAGUCUGGGUCAGGAGGUCGUUUCCCUUGGAGUCAGUUUCGUGCUGUGAGUGUGCAACACCCAAGUUCAAGGGCCUCACUGUGAUGUUUUAUUCAUAACAUGUCUGGGAUGCACCAGCUCGUCCGCUGUCUUUAUAUGAUACGAUGAACACACGUGACGAUCUCCUGUUAGGUGAGAUUACAACCUUUUCUAAAGGAACUUAUCACCGUUGAACUCCCCAGAGUCUCAACUGCUACAACCAGUUUACAGAAAUGGACACUAAGAAUAAGAGCAGCAACAAAUUUCGGUUCCAGUUUAUGUUCAUCUACCGGACAAAUUAUAAUAUGACACAAACUUAUUAAAUACAUUUUCCAUUACAAGUCACACAUUAUUCAAUUUUCAGGGGACAGAUCUAUGUUCAAUUGCUCUUCUGCUCAAAUUGCUAUCAAACUUUUUCCUUUUUUUUUUCAAUUACUCUUUGUGAUUAACCAGCAUUACUGGCCCAACUGCAAUUUCAAUGCCUGGGUAAGAAAUGCCAAACUUUCAAAUAACUAGUAAACAAUGUUUUCACCAUAGCCCAAAUAUGGGCUAUUGUAACAUUUUAAAGGGAUGAUAUUUCUCACGAUUAGAGAUUAAUAAAAAAAACCUGCAUGUAAAAUGCAAACACAGACACGAACAAUUUUAAUUUGACAAUUGUAAUCUCUAUGCAAAAAGUGAUUGAAACAAAAGAUUUUGACAGAUUUGUUUCAGCACUGGACUCAAAAAUAAACGUCUGCUUUUCAUUAUUGCUUGCUCCCCUAUAACAAUAGUUGGUGGUUUACUCCAAACUGUUGUGGUAAUUGUCCCUGGAACCUGACGGGUAUUUAAUAACAUGUCACUUUUCCGUUGGGGUUAUGGGACCAUUGAGGAUGCAGCUCAUAUCUGCAAGUGUCAAUCGACAGGAUUGAUGCUUUCAAUACGCUAAGAGCCGGCUCGAAUAAUUUACCAGCUGAAUUAUUAAAAACCUAUCAGGACCACAAAGUCGUUUUUUCUGUCGCACUGAGCCAGCACAAAAAAAAUAAAUACAAACCCUGUCCUCUAUCUGCGUCGAUCCCCUGUAGGGCGGCUCACUCAGAGAUCGAUGGGCCUUUUUUUGUACCCCCCGUCCUUGUUGUUUGUCUCGGAGCCACCGGAGAGCCAGACGUGAGAAACUUAUCUAAUGUGCCAUUACUCUUUAGUCCCUUUGUGGAAACCACGGACGCUUUCAGUUUCCAACGUGUUAAUCCUUUGAUGCCGUCUUAUAUUUAAAGCCUGGUCCAAAUAGCCGACUCCGGUCGAUCAUUGGAAUAGGGAAUACGCUCCAUUAUCUGAAGGAGACAGGGUUGGACGAAAGAGUUUAGUCUGACCUCGAUAAGUGAUUCAUAUCACGACACAGUAUUGGUGGCGGAGUCAGGAUGAGUCACAGUCUGAUUAAACUUAAACGACUCCUUUUUUCCUAAAAGGCAGGUAAUGGGCAAACUCUUCAAAGAGAAGAGAGCAAUGAGGGGGGGGCUGAACGCAGGCAGACAUCCAGGAUAAAAGAUGUGGAAGCAUGGCUGCGCUAAAACUUACCAUGCAUGAAUCAGUGCAACGCUUUAAACCAACCGUAACACACGUGGGAACAAGCUCGUGCAUUUCUCGCAUCUGAAAGCAGCUCUUCUUAAGGAGGACGGCUUAAUUUCGGCUUGAUUUUAAGGCAGGUCACAGGCAGGUAAUAGCACCGUUUCAAAUCCUUUCCUUUAGUAUCUCUUGACCUUUUUGUCUAAUAGUCCGUUAAAUCCAUUAGUUUACUGUGAGGGAGAUUAGCUCGUGUGGAUAACGUGCCAAAUGUGAUAAUUGGAGAAAACUACCGUCUCCUCACAAUUGCCACAGCAGAGCUUAUGGGCUUAUGCGAUGGGAAUUGAAUGCAUGUCAUCUGUAUUGGUGCUCUAUUGUGAAUUUAUAUUUAUAAUGGAUAAUGGACUUCUAUUGAGAUAAAUGAAUUGUCACGUUGGCGUGACCGACUUCUUGGUCACUCUUCAUACUUUACGAGGCAGCUCCGACUGGGCCGAGCACUGCCAACCGUUCCUCUCCAACUGCCAAGCGCUCUGGUGAAGAGUAAAUAGGUUUGUUUGUUUAUUUUUUGUUUACGGUGUUAAUGUUACUCAACUGAAACUCUUCAUCAGAAUGCAACAGACUACACGUGUUCCUCUCGGAUGCGUGGCUCUUUGGGCUCGGUAGCUAAAAAGUAAACAGACCUAAAGCUGAGCCUGUAAGCCGUUCUAAGCUCAGAGAUACGCAUGUCGUCGGCGAAGGGUUUUAAAUCUCUUUGUCAGGUAUUUGAGCUGGAGAAGAAUUCCACCUUUGAUGAUUGUAAGUAAUAGGCUUCCUGAGCAGAAGAGCAUUUGAACAUCCGAAGUGAGCCACAGCGGGGCCACGAUCUGCAACUCGAUUGGACGCCACCUUUCACGACAACACUUUUUUUUUUUGUUCCCCCACCACAAAUGUAUCCAGUUUGUUUAUUCACACUCAAAAUAUGCAUACUGCAAGUUUUUAGUUCCCAAAGACGGACAAAGGAUUUAAAGAAUCUGUGAAAUAUCUGUGAAUUUUGUACACUAGAUAAAAGAUAAAAAAGAUGCUAAGGUAAAAAAAAAAAAAAAAAGCUUCUAUAGAUGUUUUAUACUCAAGCCUGAAAUCUUGA
Molecule: messenger RNA, 8350 nt
Organism: Hippoglossus stenolepis (Pacific halibut)
Lineage: Eukaryota; Metazoa; Chordata; Actinopteri; Pleuronectiformes; Pleuronectidae
Product: protein phosphatase 1 regulatory subunit 29
Exons: 4
Coding region: 698-3565 (955 amino acids)
Cellular component (GO): plasma membrane
Molecular function (GO): protein binding
Source: RefSeq, a predicted model, not a curated record